Loxodonta africana (African savanna elephant) is the source of this 2270-nucleotide messenger RNA. RefSeq lists its product as uncharacterized. The transcript has 2 exons. Lineage: Eukaryota; Metazoa; Chordata; Mammalia; Proboscidea; Elephantidae. The record is from RefSeq and is a predicted model, not a curated record. Bases 233 to 1267 code for a protein of 344 amino acids.
UCUACUUGCUGCCGCUUCCCCCACCGCAAGCCUGCGGCAUCCCACGUUGCAGCCCCUGUGUUCCCACCCCCGGGCCUACGACUGCGGCCUUGGUGAGCCGUCCUCCGGCCUGUUCGCGUCGGAACAGCCCGGGACUGCGCAGCGUCCAGCGUGCCGGUAACUUAAAAUACUCAGAAACUUUCCUAGAACGUCUGCAGAGGAUUCCCUCCACAAGCCUAACCAAAUCAGACAGAUGGCGACUGGUUCAGAUGACGACGCGGUGCCUGUGCACCCUUUUUCCAGAGAGGCCAAGAGGAUCGUUGCUCUGCCUGCUGCUGACAGACAUCGGCUUGCCCUGGCAAUGCUAUACUCUCCAGAAAUGAGGCGAAAACGAACUAUUAGGACCCUGUGCAUGACUGUCUUAUCUGCUGUUUUCCCAACCUUCAAAGGUCCUGUUGUCAAGGUCACCCCUGUCAUUACUGGAGAAGCAGUUACUUGGCAAAUGCAGUUAUAUGGCACCCCUCAGCUGUCAAUCCCUGAAGUUCCCGAUGAUCCGGAACAUAGGCUUGGAUUAUACCAUGCAACGCUGAACAUUCUCAUCGCUUUGUUCAAGGACUCACGGGACAAUAGCCAUAUGAGGACUGCAGAAAACAGGUUCAAAGCGUUUAAGGUGGCAGUCAAUACAGACAUGGAGCACACACCGUAUCCUGCUAUUAAUGUGUCUGCUUAUGUCAUCUACUUGUCUCUUCAGCCCUGGUGUCAUAGAGUCUUGCGUAGAAUUUUAAGUACCAAAUUCACAGGUCCAGCUGAACAGAUGAUGGUGCAAGUCCAUAUGGUGGCUCGAUGGUCACAGAUGACUACUCUCAGUGCUAUUAAGAGGUUCCUUAACGAGUGUGAUUCGAGCUUGAUCCUAAUACCUGAAGUAAAAGAGGAGAUACCCAAGUUCUAUGAAGCAUAUGAGAGACUUCGUGAAAAAACUGGAGAAUGGUUUCCUUAUGCCAAGGCAAUCAAACACCCUGAAGCCCAGAAGGUGAAGACGGCAGCAUUUCCAAACCUGGCAUCUGCGGCUCUGUACCACGCAGCAGAGACAACACCAACUAUGCGCAACUAUAGAGCAGGGAAACACAUUAGGGGAGGUCUCCCUGAAAGCACACUCAAAAGUGCUUUUGAGCGUAAAAUCUCACGCGAAGAGCGGGCAACACUACACUCCCUAUGCAUCAGCGGUGAGGUGAGUGACCAAGUGUCACAGACACCGACAGAGGCAGAGUCAUCCACAGAUGAUGAUUAAUGAGUUUUUGUUGCUUAAAAAAAAAUCCAUACCCCCCCGCCCCAACCAACAAAUAAGAAACACAAACCCGAAGAAGAAACAAGAAAUCUGGAGAGGCAAUUUAAUAGCUGCUGUGAGGCACACAAAGAUUAGAUCCAUGAAGGCAUUUAGAAAGGAAGUGAAGAGGAGAGUGUAAAGCAAACAAUAAAAUGAUAGUUUUUUGAAUGACUAGGAUAUGAGGGAGAUUAAGUGACAUGUAAGACAUCAAAACAAAAAUGGGGGCUGUAGGCUUUCAGUGGAGGAUUAUAUGUUUGCAAGAUCAGGAAGUAGUUCCUUGGAACUAGCUUUUGAGGGUAGCCUUGAAGAUAAGAAAUUUUCAUUAUGGAAACUGGAAAGAGAGAUGGAAGAGUUACAUUUCAGGGGGAGUUGGAGGAAUAGCCAAGAUGUGGAAGGUUUUUUUAUUUUUGUUUUAAUAUCUGUUUCUUGAUUUUAAAUAGUGCAACAAUAUCUUCAGAGCUGAGUUACUGUAAAUAUUUUUAAAAAUGAGUACUUCAGUACUCUGGGAUGAGGAGGCUCAGAAAGGGCUGGUCAUAGUGAGAUUGAGCGUGUGAAUAUGUCAUGUUUUAAGGGCUGCACAGGUGGUUCUGAGGGCCUUGUAAGAAAACUUCAAGCAGUAACGUGAGCAGACUUUGAAAACAUGCUAGUGCAAGAAGUCAAUCACAAAAGACCACCUACUAUGUGACUCUUUAUGUUAAUAUCUAGAAUAGGCAAGUCCACAGAGGGAGUAGAUUAGUGGUUGCUUCAGACUGGUGGGCGGGUAAGGGAGUGAUAGUUAAGGGUACAGGUUUAUUUUUUUAUUUUUUUUUACAGGUGUAUUUUUGAGAUUAUAAAUACAUUCUAAAAUUGGUGAUUUCACAUCUGAACAUACUAAAAGCCAUUGAAUUGUAUGUACACUUUAAAUGUGGUGUGAACUAUCUUGAUAAAGCUGUUUAAAAAAACUAAAUGAAUAAACAUUUGUCACUCA